Molecule: messenger RNA, 636 nt
Organism: Phycomyces blakesleeanus NRRL 1555(-)
Lineage: Eukaryota; Fungi; Mucoromycota; Mucoromycetes; Mucorales; Phycomycetaceae
Exons: 4
Coding region: 1-636 (211 amino acids)
Source: RefSeq, a predicted model, not a curated record
AUGACUCUUUUAGGCACUCGUCGGAAUCCCGAACAAUGGCCGCGCAACUUAAAGGUAGAUCAAUAUGAAGUAAGGCUUCCCUCAACUACACAGCAUAACUUUCCAAGUCUAAAUAGUUUUUCUAAAAAGAUCCUAGUAGUUCAUGUAAGCAUUGCCCAUUGUUUUGGAAAUAAGAGUGUCAACUGUGCUUUGCGCCAAAAUGUCAAGACAGCUCCUAGUGAUAUUAAUUUAAGAGGACUUCGUUUAUACAUAUAUAUGUGCGCGUGUGGAAAAACAAGUGUUGAACAAGCCAGUAUUGCCAUUGCUGUAAUAAGUAGUCUGUACCUUCCUUUUCUCCUGUGUAAGUUCUCGCGCAUUUGGAAAGUAAAUGUCGAUAAAGUUGGAAUGCCUUAUAUAUGUAAAUCAUUUGCUACGUAUUGUUUACACGAAGUGUAUGGUCUUCUCGGGCCGAGCCGUAACUGGUUUAAGCUGGGAAACAGACUGCCAGACUUUGGAGAAUUUUGGCGUUGGGUACCAGUAUUUAAAGCUAUUACUCAUAUUCACUUUUCAAAUGAAUUCCAUAUAAAGGCCGAUCAGAAGAGUCAAAAGAGUAACAAGAUUCGCAGGAUAAAGAGAAUAACUGUAUUAGAGAUAUAA